This is a messenger RNA of Prorocentrum cordatum, 984 nucleotides long. The record is from the annotation of a GenBank genome assembly. NCBI's taxonomy places the organism in Eukaryota, Dinophyceae, Prorocentrales, Prorocentraceae.
AUGCUCAGGCACACUUGGAACGGUGUCUCGUGCAGUCUCUCGUAUGGCGCGUCAGCGUCGAGUGCCAUGCGAGAAAUUAGCGAGCAGAUCAAACAGAGAAAUGUGGCCUCGACUGGUGCUCAGGUGAAGUGGCAGGGCCCAGUCUACACGACGCAGGAGUCGCAGUGGGACUGCCCUACCUGGGAGACAUCCCUUUCAGAGUACAUCGCCUACGUCAAGGCUGUCGAUGCCGCUGACCCAGACUGCAAAGAGUGCAACGCAGAGCAGUGCCCGCGCCUCUACCUCAAUGGCUGGCCAGCCUUUAGCCGGUUGCCCUGGUUGCGGGAGUACGUAGUCAAUCCCACCUUCGUGGACGAUGUCUCUGGGCAGCUGAUCGCGGAUAACGAAGAGCUGAGGGAGGCGUUCAUCUCCGCCGUCACCAAAGGUUACAGCCAGCCUUCUGAAGAAUAUCGCAGAAAGCUGAUCGACGACGAGUACUGGGAGCUGACGAAGCUUUUCAUUUCACCCAAGGGGGCGCUCACGCGGCUUCACUUCGACAACGGCGGGGCGCAUGUGUGGCUCUCGCAGGUCCGCGGCCGCAAGCUGUUCGUGUGCUUCCCUCCGUCGGACGGCCCUCACCUGCACGCCUUCGAUGGCGACGAGGGCCUCCCGAACGGCUCUUGGAUCGACCCGCUUGACGUCGACGUGCUGAGCAAGUGGCCCGACUACGGGAACGCCACGCCCUAUGUGGGCGUGGUGGAGGAGAGGGCGAGACCCUCUUCGCGCCGCAGGGCUGGUGGCACUAUACCGUGGGCCUCCAGGACACCUCGAUCACGAUCAUGCGGAACUUCUAUAGCACCCCCAACAGGGCGGAGCACGUGCGCCGCAAGGACGAGGCGCUCGCGAGCGCUGUGGGCACCCACAUACUCAAGCGCCAGUCCAAGCUCCGGGAGCAGCCAGAGAAGGUGCUGCAGGGUAUCGCGAGGCAGACCGUUUCAAAGCUAA